This is a messenger RNA of Didymodactylos carnosus, 2386 nucleotides long. The record is from the annotation of a GenBank genome assembly. Lineage: Eukaryota; Metazoa; Rotifera; Eurotatoria; Philodinida; Philodinidae.
AUGAUGGCUUCAACGAAGCCGAUUGUAUGGGUGUGUUUGAUUAUUGUUGUGAUAUGUGAGAGAGUACAAUCAAGAACGGCUCAAUCGAAUGAUAAUACAAUGGUCCGAGUAAAAAAACAGUAUCAAUACCCAAACUAUCAACAGCAACCAUAUUAUCAACCAGGUUAUAGGCAGCCGCCACCACCACCAUCCCCACCUCAGUCGAGUAGUGGUUAUAAUGAUAGCGGCGUCGAAUGUAAAGGAUGUGGACCAAGACGAGAUUGCGGAUGUCCAGGAAAAGGUGGAAUGGGCAUUACUGGUCCACAAGGAUUUCCCGGCAUUCCUGGCGAUCGUGGAAAUAGAGGCACAGGAGGAGGAAGAGGUUUGACGGGCGUUCGUGGUGAAAAAGGCGAUCGUGGUCAGUAUGGAAGUAAAGGAGAACGUGGUGACGAUGGUCUUUUACCAGUUGAUGGUCAGAAUGGAUUUCCAGGAAAACCCGGUGCAAUAGGCCCACGAGGUAUUCCAGGUGUUCCCGGAUGUAAUGGUUCGAAGGGCGAUGCGGGACCAAACGGAUUUGAUGGAACUAACGGUUUGCCGGGAAACCGAGGAAAUCCUGGAAGACCGGGAGAAGUGGGCGAACAUGGUGAAGCCGCUUAUGGUCCAGGAGGAGUUGCUCAAGGGCCAAGAGGAGACAGAGGCACACCGGGAAAACAAGGAAUACCAGGUUGGCCGGGUACAAGCGGAUUGCCUGGCGCUCCAGGACCUGCAGGACCAGCUGGCACACCAGGAAGACCAGGUCCACUAGGAGAUGCUGGAGAAAAAGGACGUCCAGGACAAGAUAACUAUGGAGUGAAAGGCAUACGGGGUGAACCAGGUAUUCCAGGACCAAGAGGACCGGAGCACAUUGAAUCUCGUGGUAUAAUACAUAUACAAAGUACACCUGGAGUGAAAGGUGCUCAAGGUGACAGAGGUUUUAAAGGAAAUUUGGGUGCACCUGGUUAUGUUGGUAUCGAUGGACUACAAGGUCCCAAAGGAGAAAAAGGCGAUUCUGGUGGAGCUGGACCGCAGGGAAAAAUUGGUAAACCUGGUCCAGCUGGUUCAUACGGAGUGAAAGGAAGUACUGGCGCAACGGGUCCACCUGGUCCGGAUGGAAUACCCGGAGAACAGGGAAGAAAUGGAUAUCUGGGAACAAAAGGUGUACGGGGAGAUAUUGGUGAACCAGGACCAAACACGAUUGGUAGAAAAGGCGUUCGAUCCUAUCCGGGAAGACCUGGCUAUCCGGGAAUACCAGGGGAUGCUGGACCAUCGGGUUUGCCUGGAGCCCCGGGAUUUCCAGGUAACGAUUUUAUCAACAUGUCUCACUUUUUGGUGGUGUCGGCUUUGUUAUCAAAAAAUAAUUUACCACCGUAUUUUCGUUCAUCCGUAGGUCGAGAAGGCAUGAAAGGAGAGAAAGGAGAUUAUGGAAUGCCUGGAAGACCUGGACCAAUGGGUGAACCGGGUUUCGGUGGAGAACAAGAAAAGGGAGAUCGAGGAGAAGAUGGAUUACCGGGCCCACAAGGACAAGCAGGAGCUGCUGGUUAUCCUGGAGAAAAAGGAAAUAUGGGAGACAAAGGAAUGGCUGGAGAUGAUGGAUAUGGACAGCGUGGAUUACCUGGACUUGCUGGACGUCCUGGGUAUCCGGGCUUACCUGGUCCAAUAGGAGAUCAAGGAGAAAUGGGUCCACCAGGUUACCCCGCAGAAGGAACCUUUCAAGGAUAUCAAGGUUACGGUCCUCCUGGCCCACCGGGUUAUGUGGGACCAGCCGGACCGCCUGGGCUACCCGGUACCCCUGGGAUACCUGGACCCAAAGGAGACUAUGGUGACGCUGGUGGUUGUGGUUUUUGUCCUCCUGCUACUCCUGGACUACAAGGCGAUAGAGGCUCGCCUGGCUAUCGUGGCAGACCUGGAAUUAAUGGAGCGCCUGGAUAUCGCGGUGAAAAAGGUGAUGCUGGACCACAGGGAGCAUCCGGUCCCGUCGGAAUACCAGGACCAUCGGGCAUAGAUGGAAGAAAUGGUUACAAUGGAGCUCACGGUCGGAAAGGUGAACCGGGUGAGAUGAUUGGUGCUGAUGGCAUAAAAGGCCGACGUGGAUCAAGCGGGGAACCGGGAGUCAAAGGUUAUCGUGGUGAUAUGGGAGAUGUUGGUAUUAAUGGCAGAGACGGAUAUGAUGGUGCUCCAGGAGCAACUGGUCCACGGGGUCCUACCGGUGAUAGUGGUCGUACAGGUGGUCCAGGUGUUCCAGGAGCAAAAGGUAAAAAGAUAUUUUUAUUAUAUUUUGUUUCAUUUAAUGUUUUCACCUCAUUACUUAUUUAAAAAUGUAUAGAGUGUUAUUAAUGCUGAUUAAAAUAGAGCAAAAUAAAAUUACAGU